AUGGUUGAUUCUUUGAAGCCUGAAGUAAUCUUGGUCAAUUAUUCCCAUCAGAUUACAAAAAUGAAGUGGUUACAAAUUUUUCUUGCCGUGAUCGCACGCCAAUCCGUUUAUACUUAUAACUAUUUGGUGGUAUCACCGUUAUUUGGCCAUUCUCAUUCUCAUUUCUUGGGAACAAUUGCUGACACAUUAACAGAGGCUGGUCAUAAUGUGACAGUACUAAUGCCAAUUAUGGAUCCGGAUAUGGAAAAUCAAACAGGCUUAAAGCUGACCACACAUGUACUGAAGGUGCCUGCGGACAAUCGGACAGCGGCGAUGUUCCUCCAGAAAGCACGAUCCACGGCAAAACUAUGGGAUCUGGAUCCGUCAGCGUAUGGUAUGAUUGAGCUUGCCAUCCUGGUAGCGAAAAGUUUCACGUGGCAAUGUGAAAAGGUGUUAAACGAUGAAAAUAUCAUGAAUACGCUUCAUCGCUUACAUUUCGAUGUCGGCAUCGCUGAACCAUUUGAUAUUUGUGGUUUUGGCUUAUUCGAAGUGCUCGGCGUAAAAUCCACUAUCGCCGCCACCUCAUGCGUUCAAGCUGAUCACGUGUCGAAAGCGAUUGGAUUGCCUGUGGCUCCAAGUUAUGUGCCAGGAUCGAUGUCGACAAAAAGCGAUGUGAUGAAUGUCGUGGAACGAUUGCGUAACGUGGUCGAAACAUUUCUGGGCAGACAAUUUUUUUACACACUUUUUGAAAUGGAAAUUACGAUGUUUCGCGUUAAGUAUGGACAGGAUUUUAAAGGUUAUGAGGAACUAUUAGCUCAAGUUUCCUAUGUGUUCACGAAUUCAAAUCCAUACCUUGACUAUCCACAUCCUACUAUACAUAAAGUGGUUGACAUCGGAGGUAUUGCUGUGUCCUUUGAUGCCAGAAGGAACGUACUACCUCAGCAUAUCGAUGAGAUCCUGAAGAUCCGAAGAACAAAUGUGAUCAUUUCCUUUGGUUCUGUGGUUAAGGCUUGCUAUAUGCCGGAACAUUAUAAGAGUUCGUUGCUAAAAGUGUUCGAGUCAAUGCCAAAUACAACAUUUAUAUGGAAAUACGAGAUAGAGGAUUCACGGAUUGCAGCACAUCUUCCUAAUGUUCAUCUACUAGCGUGGUUACCGCAAAAUGCUCUGCUGGCUGACCCAAGGAUUUCCGCUUUUGUCACUCAUGGUGGUCUGGGAAGCACCACAGAGAUAGCGUAUAUGGGGAAACCGGCAGUUAUGGUACCACUUUUCGGUGAUCAAAUCCGUAACGCAAAUAUGUUGGCGAAACAUGGAAGCGCUAUUGUCCUCGAGAAAUACGACAUAGCUAAUCACACUAAGGUGACGGAAGCAAUUGAACGCGUAGUUAAUGAUCAGAGCUACAACAAAAAUGCCAAAAUACUUGCGGAAAUACUUUUGAAUCAACCAAUAAGUGCAAAAGAAUUGAUGCUCAAGCAUGCGGAGUUUUCCGCCAGAUUUGGACGUCUCCCAAAUCUGGAUCCGUAUGGUCGUCAUCUAUCCAUAGUACAAUAUUAUCUCAUUGAUGCGAUCUCUUUAGUCGUAGUCAUCGUUUUUAUCGUUUCUUACAUCCUUUACCGAGUUUCGAGGAUAUUUUGGCGAUUAUGGGCUCAAAAACAGAAAAUUGAUUGA
Necator americanus (New World hookworm) is the source of this 1644-nucleotide messenger RNA. RefSeq lists its product as uncharacterized. Lineage: Eukaryota; Metazoa; Nematoda; Chromadorea; Rhabditida; Ancylostomatidae. Bases 1 to 1644 code for a protein of 547 amino acids. The transcript is spliced from 14 exons. Gene Ontology annotation, molecular function: UDP-glycosyltransferase activity. The record is from RefSeq and is a predicted model, not a curated record.